AUGGCGAAUUAUCACCCACUGUCAGAGACCGAGUCCAAGGCGCCCAUAGAGCUGGCAGUGUGCAUUGCAUUCCUGGCUGUAACAUGGACCACAGUGUGUUUGCGCUGCUAUGCGCGUGCUUGUGUUAUCCACAGUUUCGGGUGGGACGAUGCUACAAUGCUCCUCGCAGUGAUAUUUUUCACCGUUUAUUGUACUGGGGUCAUUAUUGUUGCCUACGGGUACGGUGGCGGGACUCAUACGGCAGUAGCGGGUGCUGCGAUAUAUGACCAGUGGAUCGUAGUUAGCGAAGCAUGCUACAUCUCCACUACAAUGCUGCUCAAAAUAUCCAUUGGAAUAUUUUUCCUACGAAUCAUCUCCAAACCAUGGCAGAAAAACCUCAUCAUCGCAACAAUCGUCCUCACCAUCAUAGUCUCCGGUUUCUUCUUUUUCUUCGUCAUCUUCAUGUGUGGCAACCCUAAGUACUUUCUCAUUAGAUAUGUCACGGGUCGCUGCGCGCCGCGCAGCGUGUUGCUCGCGCUCGCGUACACGCACACCAUAUGGAACAUGGCGAUAGACUGGGUAUAUGCAUGCGUGCCGAUCGCCCUGCUCUGGGGCACGACCAUGGACCUGCGCAAAAAGAUUACCGUAUUCUUAAUCCUCUUCCUCGCCGUCGUUGGAUGCUCCUUUUCCACCGUCCGCAUAAAGUACAUCGCAGGCUUGGUCAACCCUUCAGAUUUCCUCUGGAGCGCCGCCAUGAUUGCCAUCUGGAACACAAUCGAGUGCGGCGCUGGCAUCACAGCCGGCUCGCUCGCGACGCUCCGCCCCUUGCUCCGGGGCUGGUACGCUUCGGCGUCGCGCGCACUCUCAUACAUGUCGCCGUACAGCUCAAAGCGGCGGGCCUCAAAUUCAGCACAGAAAUCACACCGGUCAGGCACGACGCAGAGCCGAUCAAGCAGGCGACGGGGCGGCGGAGGCGGCGGCAGCGGCAGCGGCGCAGGCCGGCCCUACGAGAAGAUCAGCAGCGACCGCUCGCAAGACUCGACCAGCAAAGGCGGCGGGCGCGCGCCGCCAGAGGAGCACGAAAUGCGGCCUCCUCGGCGACCGGCGUCGGUGGCGUUGCCGGUGGUUGCGACGUCCCGGUCCCACACCAGCCUGGCCACGGGCAAUGGGACAGAGCGGCUGGUGACGAUCACGGAGAGCUUCGAGCGCGAGUCGCAUUGGCUGUGGCCGCGCAACUUGCUGCCCGCGCGCCGGCCCCGCUCGUCGUAUGACUUGGAUGUGGAGCUGGGCGCGCCGUUUGAGAUUGAUCGGCGCAGCUCGCAUGCGAUGGGCGAGGUGGAGGCGGAGGAGGUGAGGAGAGCGUUGGGCGUGGCGGGGUCGGAGGCAGGGACAGGGACGGGGGCGUCGUCGCCGUCGCUGCAGUCGCUGGCGGUGGCGAGGGGUGAGGGGGAAUGAGUGAACGAACGAAUGAGUAUCGACGAGUGGUUGGAAUGCUGACUUGACUGGGGGAUGAGCGCAGCGUCAAGGUUGGUACAGUUCGGCGAGGCUGGCGGCCGUCUGCAUAUAUUACGGUGGCUGGCUGGCGCGCGCGCUGGGUUGGGGUUGGGAUUAAGGAUUAGGCGCCUGUUGGACAUGGUUUCUUUUAUUUUCUUCUUCGCUUUGCUUUUCGGGCAUAGGGCAUCUAUCUGGCUGGGGCCUUCAAGGGGGAGGCUGGCGUUCGAGAGGGCUGGGUCGAUUCCCCACGGUCUGUCUGUCCGUUUGUCUGUUCUACUGUCUACUGUCUGGUUGGCUGCCUUGUAAGUACCAAGCUUGCUUACAACCAGGGCUUCCAUUUCGCCCUGGCCCUCGUGUCGGGUACAUACAUACAUACAUACAU
Molecule: messenger RNA, 1855 nt
Organism: Aplosporella prunicola CBS 121167
Lineage: Eukaryota; Fungi; Ascomycota; Dothideomycetes; Botryosphaeriales; Aplosporellaceae
Exons: 4
Coding region: 1-1434 (477 amino acids)
Source: RefSeq, a predicted model, not a curated record